AUGACGAAAGGAGUUGAUCCGCAGCACGGAUCUUCGAAACGUGGAAUGGGGGGGGAAACUUGCGAAAGUCUUUUGCGUGCUGCUCGUGCAGGAGACACUCAAAAAGUUGUGGAUUUAAUCAAUUCGGGCGUUAAUAUAAAUGCGACGAACCCGACUGGACUGACAGCGCUGCAUCUCGCUGCAAAAGAGGGCCACAUUGCGGUUGUCAAAGAGUUGAUUCUUCAUGGGGCCGAUGUUAAUGCUGCCUCGAAGAAAGGCAAUACAGCCCUUCACAUCGCCUCUUUGGCUGGCCAUCUGGACGUAGUAAAAGCCCUUAUUGACGCCAAUGCCAAUCCCAACUGCCAAUCAGUGGUUGGUUUUACUCCACUCUACAUGGCAGCCCAGGAGAACCAUCUGGACGUAGUCAUCCUAUUGCUCAAUAAAGGGGCCAAUCAGUCGCUUACGACAGAGGUAUGCUUUGUGAAAUACCUCCUCACUUACCGACGCAUGAACCGCUUUAUCAUUGUCGGAUAG
Messenger RNA from Mesocestoides corti, 513 nucleotides. Lineage: Eukaryota; Metazoa; Platyhelminthes; Cestoda; Cyclophyllidea; Mesocestoididae. The record is from the annotation of a GenBank genome assembly.